Messenger RNA from Solanum verrucosum, 1212 nucleotides. RefSeq names its product probable LRR receptor-like serine/threonine-protein kinase At3g47570. Gene Ontology annotation, biological process: protein phosphorylation. Gene Ontology annotation, molecular function: ATP binding; protein kinase activity. The transcript is spliced from 2 exons. Lineage: Eukaryota; Viridiplantae; Streptophyta; Magnoliopsida; Solanales; Solanaceae. The coding region runs from base 1 to 1212 and encodes 403 amino acids. The record is from RefSeq and is a predicted model, not a curated record.
AUGGAGAAACUUCAAAACUUGAAGUAUUUCAAUGUUUCUGACAACAAAUUGUAUGGUGAAAUACCCUCGGGGGGUCCUUUCAAGAACCUCUCGAGUCAGUUUUUCAUCAACAAUGAAGCAUUGUGUGGUUUGUCAAGGUUUAGUGUCCCACCAUGCCCCACUUCAUCAAGGCAUAGAUCAAAUAGGAAACAAAUGCUACUCCUUUUUCUUUUGCUAGGAACUGCACUUGUAUUUGUUCCUGUCUCCUUUGUGUUCCUAUGGAUAAGGUAUAGAAGAGGUAAAAGAUCUCCUCAACGAGCUGAUUCAUUGUCUAUUGCAACAACAGAAAGAAUUUCAUACUAUGAACUGCUCCAAGCAAUUGAUUCGCUUAGCGACAGUAAUCUGAUUGGUUCUGGAAGUUUUGGCUCUGUUUACAAAGGCGUUCUCAGGAGUGGGACUGCCAUUGCAGUUAAAGUGUUCAAUCUGCAACUGGAAGCGGCAUUCAAGAGUUUUGAUACAGAAUGUGAAUUUUUGCGUCGCCUUCGCCAUAGGAAUCUUGUGAAAGUCAUCACUAGUUGUUCCAACCUUGAUUUUAAGGCUUUAGUGCUCGAGUAUAUGCCUAAUGGAAGUCUUGACAAGUAUUUGUAUUCACACAACUACUUCCUAGACAUUAGGCAGAGACUAAGCAUUAUGAUAGAUGUAGCAUGCGCGUUGGAAUAUCUUCAUCAUGGAUGCUCCUCUCCGGUGAUUCAUUGUGACCUGAAGCCUAGUAACGUCUUGCUGGAUGAGGAUAUGGUUGCCCACCUAAGUGACUUUGGUAUUUCAAAACUGCUUGGUGAAGAUGAGAGUGAUUUAUACACAAAAACCUUAGCAACAUUUGGUUAUAUUGCACCGGAGUAUGGACUGGAUGGACUGGUGUCAGUAAAAUGUGAUGUCUAUAGUUACGGGAUUAUGUUGCUGGAAACAUUUACUAGGAGAAAGCCUACUGAGUUUGAGGGAGAUCUUAGCUUGAAGCAAUGGGUGAGUUAUUCACUCCCAGAGGCAGUAAUGGACGUUAUGGAUGCCAACUUGGUUACACGAAUGGAUAAUCGCUUACAAAAAGAGUUAGAUAUCGUGGCAUCAAUCAUGAAAGUAGCAUUAGAUUGUUGUGCUGAAUCUCCGACAAUAAGGACAAACAUGAAAGAUGUUGUAGGGAUGCUACAGAAGAUCAAGAUUCAACUUCUUGCAUGCUGA